AUGGACCUCAAGGAGAGCCCCAGCGAGGGCAGCCUGCAGCCCUCUAGCAUCCAGAUCUUUGCCAACACCUCCACCCUCCACGGCAUCCGCCACAUCUUCGUGUAUGGGCCGCUGACCAUCCGGCGUGUGCUUUGGGCCGUGGCCUUCGUGGGCUCCCUGGGCCUGCUGCUGGUGGAAAGCUCGGAGCGGGUCUCCUACUACUUCUCCUACCAGCAUGUCACCAAGGUGGAUGAGGUGGUGGCCCAAAGCCUGGUCUUCCCAGCGGUGACCCUCUGCAACCUCAAUGGCUUCCGCUUCUCCAGGCUCACCACCAAUGACCUGUACCACGCUGGGGAGCUGCUGGCCCUGCUCGAUGUCAACCUGCAGAUCCCCGACCCGCACCUGGCUGACCCCACGGUGCUGGAGGCCCUGCGGCAGAAGGCCAACUUCAAACACUACAAGCCCAAGCAGUUCAGCAUGCUGGAGUUCCUACACCGCGUGGGCCACGACCUGAAGGAUAUGAUGCUCUACUGCAAGUUCAAGGGGCAGGAGUGCGGCCACCAGGACUUCACCACAGUGUUUACAAAAUAUGGGAAGUGUUACAUGUUUAACUCAGGCGAGGACGGCAAACCUCUGCUCACCACAGUUAAGGGGGGGACAGGCAACGGGCUGGAGAUCAUGCUGGACAUUCAGCAGGAUGAGUACCUGCCCAUCUGGGGAGAGACAGAGGAAACGACGUUUGAAGCAGGAGUGAAAGUUCAGAUCCACAGUCAGUCUGAGCCACCUUUCAUCCAAGAGCUGGGCUUUGGGGUGGCUCCAGGGUUCCAGACUUUCGUGGCCACACAGGAGCAGAGGCUCACAUACCUGCCCCCGCCGUGGGGUGAGUGCCGGUCCUCAGAGAUGGGCCUCGACUUCUUCCCUGUUUACAGCAUCACCGCCUGUAGGAUUGACUGUGAGACCCGCUACAUUGUGGAGAACUGCAAUUGCCGCAUGGUUCACAUGCCAGGGGAUGCCCCGUUCUGUACCCCUGAGCAGCACAAGGAGUGUGCAGAGCCUGCACUAGGUCUGCUGGCGGAGAAGGACAGUAAUUACUGUCUCUGCAGGACACCCUGCAACCUGACCCGCUACAACAAAGAGCUCUCCAUGGUGAAGAUUCCCAGCAAGACGUCGGCCAAGUACCUCGAGAAGAAGUUUAACAAAUCAGAGAAAUAUAUCUCAGAGAACAUCCUGGUUCUGGAUAUAUUUUUUGAAGCUCUCAAUUAUGAGACAAUUGAGCAGAAGAAGGCGUAUGAAGUUGCUGCCUUACUUGGUGAUAUUGGUGGUCAGAUGGGACUGUUUAUUGGUGCUAGUAUCCUUACAAUACUAGAGCUCUUUGAUUAUAUUUAUGAGCUGAUCAAAGAGAAGCUGUUAGACCUGCUUGGCAAAGAAGAGGACGAAGUGAGCCACGAUGAGAAUGUGAGCACUUGUGACACGAUGCCAAACCACUCUGAAACCAUCAGCCACACUGUGAAUGUGCCCCUGCAGACGGCCCUGGGGACCUUGGAGGAAAUUGCCUGCUGA
Messenger RNA from Equus quagga, 1539 nucleotides. It is a transcript of the gene ASIC2, whose product is annotated as acid sensing ion channel subunit 2. Gene Ontology annotation, molecular function: ligand-gated sodium channel activity. The transcript is spliced from 10 exons. Gene Ontology annotation, cellular component: membrane. The record is from RefSeq and is a predicted model, not a curated record. Bases 1 to 1539 code for a protein of 512 amino acids. Gene Ontology annotation, biological process: sodium ion transmembrane transport. NCBI's taxonomy places the organism in Eukaryota, Metazoa, Chordata, Mammalia, Perissodactyla, Equidae.